Drosophila rhopaloa is the source of this 2800-nucleotide messenger RNA. RefSeq names its product probable peroxisomal acyl-coenzyme A oxidase 1 (gene ACOX1). NCBI's taxonomy places the organism in Eukaryota, Metazoa, Arthropoda, Insecta, Diptera, Drosophilidae. The coding region runs from base 594 to 2603 and encodes 669 amino acids. Gene Ontology annotation, molecular function: acyl-CoA oxidase activity; fatty acid binding; FAD binding. Gene Ontology annotation, cellular component: peroxisome. The record is from RefSeq and is a predicted model, not a curated record. The transcript has 8 exons. Gene Ontology annotation, biological process: lipid homeostasis; fatty acid beta-oxidation using acyl-CoA oxidase.
CUUAACAACAAAAAUAAAUUUGUUUUAAAGGCGAGACUUGAACACCCUAUUUAGUAAUAAAGUGAUGGAUUAACAGCUUGAAGUGAUUUAAAAUAAAAGUGUAAUAUAUAACGGCCUUUAAGUAUUAAUAUAGACAAGAUAUCUUUAAAAGACAGCCACCCAAAGAACAUUUUCUCACGUGCUGGGCAAAUCUCAUGUAAGCGCUGCACAUAGCUCAAUGUGUAGGGUAUUUAUAUUGUGUAUUUAGUAUAGAAUGUAGUCCAACAACAAUCGCCAGUGAAUAAUAAUUGUGCUAACGAUUAUUUCUACACAAAAGCCAACUUUUUACAUGUGUAUUUUCACGGUUAAAGUUCACGUCGCCCAAGGCCUGCAUCCCCGAUUAGAUUCCGAUUUUUAGGAUCAGAUCAGCAGCACUAAUCUUAUCCAGCCGCGGAGCACUCGAACCUGACCACAGAGCGCAAUUCGAAUUCCCCCAGCAAUCAGUCAGUGCGCGUUAUUCACCGAAGAAAGACGCCUUGGGGUGCCUCAUUAAUCCACAACUCAGAACUUGUUUACGUGACUUGAUCACUUGAAUACCUGAUUACUGCGUCAAGAUGCCAGCCAAGAAAGUGAAUCCCGACCUGCAGAAGGAGCGCAACACGGCCACCUUCAAUCCCCGGGAGUUCUCCGUCCUGUGGGCGGGCGGCGAGGAGCAGUACAAGGAGAAGAAGACCCUGGAGAAGCUGUUUUUGGAAGAUCCUGCCCUUCAGGAUGACCUGCCCAUCUCCUAUUUGUCACACAAGGAGCUCUAUGAACACAGUCUCAGGAAAGCCUGCAUCAUUGGGGAAAAGAUCCGCAAGCUUCGUGCUGAUGGCGAGGAUGGAGUGGAUACAUACAAUGCCCUGCUUGGUGGAUCCUUGGGAGCCGCGAUUUUAAAGGAGGGCAAUCCUCUUGCCCUGCACUACGUGAUGUUUGUGCCCACCAUCAUGGGCCAAGGAACAAUGGACCAGCAGGUGGAGUGGCUGAGCAAGGCCUGGGACUGUGAAAUUAUUGGCACAUAUGCCCAGACAGAACUGGGACACGGAACUUUCCUGCGUGGUCUGGAAACCCGGGCUGACUACGAUGCCACAACCCAGGAGUUUGUGAUAAAUACUCCAUCACUUAGUGCCUACAAGUGGUGGCCAGGAGGAUUGGGACACACUGCCAACCAUGCGGUUGUGGUGGCUCAGCUCUACACCAAGGGCGAGUUCCGUGGCCUGGCCCCGUUUAUUGUCCAGCUGAGGGAUUCCGACACACACAGCCCAAUGCCCGGAAUUGAUAUUGGCGAUAUUGGUACCAAGCUGGGCAUGAAGGGCGUGAACAAUGGCUACCUGGGACUGAAGAACGUUCGUGUGCCUUUGAACAACAUGCUGAUGAAGAACCAGCAGGUUCUGCCUGAUGGCACCUAUGUGGCGCCCAAGAACAGUGUACUCACCUACGGAACUAUGAUGUUUGUACGUUGUGCUCUUAUCCGUGAUACCGCUCAGAGCUUGGCAAAGGCAUCCACCAUUGCCACUCGGUACUCGGCUGUCCGUCGUCAGAGUCCCAUUGAUCCAAACCAGCCGGAGCCACAGAUCAUGGACCACACCACACAGCAGCUAAAGGUAUUCCCCCAGAUAGCUAAGUCCAUUGUGUUCAAGACCACGGGUGAUGGUAUCUGGAACAUGUACAACGUGAUUUCUGGCGAGAUUGAGCAGGGCAACCUGGACCGUCUGCCCGAGAUGCAUGCACUGUCCUGCUGCCUGAAGGCCAUUUGCAGCGCUGAUGCCACCGCGGGCGUGGAAACAUGUCGUCUGUCUUGUGGUGGACAUGGUUACAUGGACUGCUCCAACUUCCCCACUAUUUACGGCAUGACUACGGCUGUUUGCACUUAUGAGGGGGAGAACACUGUGAUGCUUCUGCAGACUGCCCGCUACCUGGUAAAGGUUUAUGGUCAGGCUCUGAACGGAGAAAAGCUGGUGCCCACUGUUUCCUACAUUAAUGAUGCAGUCAACCAAAAGAAGUUCGUUAACUUUGAUGGAUCACUGGAGUCUAUUGUAAAGGCAUUCCAGUUCGUGGCCGCCAACAAAACCCGGAUUGCCUAUGAGCAGAUUGAACUGCGUCGCAAGCAAGGGCAUGGAACUGAGGUGGCAGCCAAUCUGUGUGGCACAUUCUUGACAGCGGCGGCAGAUCUACAUGGACGUGCCUUCCUGGCCCAGACUGCAUACACGGAACUGUUCGCCCUGUCCCGCAAUGUCUCGCCCGCCCUGGCUGAUGUCCUGAAGGUUGUGCUGGAGCUGUAUCUGGUGGACGCCUGCCUCAACCGUAUUGGCGACUUCUUGCGGUUCAUUGAUCUGACUGAUCAAGACGUCACGCAACUGGAGGUUCGCCUAGAAAAUUGCUUGAAGCGACUUCGUCCAAAUGCCGUCACACUGGUGGACAGCUUCGAUCUGCACGAUCGCGUACUUGAUUCCGCCCUGGGUGCCUACGAUGGCAACGUGUACGAACACAUCUUCGAGUCCACGAAGAAAAAUCCGCUGAACAAGGAGCCCGUGAACGCAGCAUUCCACAAGUACUUGAAGCCAUUCAUGAAGGCACACCUUUAGAUUCAAACUUAUUCCUCGGAAAGAGUUUUGUUAUAAUUGUAAAUAUACCUAUAUGUUUGUAUUGUUUUUGUAUUUUACAACUGUUCUGCUUAGCAAUUGGUCUAAAAGACAAUAUUGAUGUGCAUUAAUGAUGUCAUUGCUUGCGCAGUUGAAACUAGGCUGUAAAAUUAUACACAAAUAAAUUCUUCAAGAAAUAA